GUCGGUGCUGUCGCCGUCGGGCUGUGUUUCUACCUCUCGUGCUCAGCCCCUCUACGCUACCCCCCCCCUCAAUUCAGCUCUGGCUGGAAGUUUUUUUCCCCAUUCAACUCUGUGGGAGCACCAGUCCCCUAUUACUGCUGUUGCUGUUGCACCUAAAUUGUGGUCCUGCUCAGGUACAUGCGCAUCUACCGUGCGACGAGCGUGCAAGCAUUUUGGAGGGGGCAGGAGCGGUGACCUUCAAACUGGUGUGGGAUAGGGCGACGCCCGAGCAAUGGGUGCAGUGACUGGGGGCUCCUCUCGAGCAUGCAGCAUGCACGGGUAACCAUGAUUUGGUAGAAAAAUUGCUGAAAGCUGGAGCAGACGGGAGUGCGGGCUAUCGGGGGUGUGAUGACAGAACUCUGCUACAUGCCGCUGCCGAGGGCGGCAACGCACAAAUCGUGUCGGCGUUGCGCAGUGCGGGUGCUGGGGGGGAGAUCAACACAACUUGUUCUGCGUCAAGGAGCACUCCACUCCAUGUUGCGAUAUCAGGUGGGCACGAGGCAGCCGCGGGGGGUGUUGAUGGUGGCCGGGGCCGACGUGAACAUCCUGGAUGCCAACGGGACAGCCCCGCUGCAUCUCGCCAUCUGGCGUGGUCAUGUUGGAGUAGCGAAGGACCUGUUGCUGAGCGGAGCGAAUCCCAACAACAAACACCCGGGGAGUUCCUUGCCUUUCCACGACGCUAUCGGCCGCGGUCUAGACGAGUGAUGCCAGCGAGGUUCCUUCCCUAUCCACGUCGCUAGCCGCCUCUUUUUACAUGAGGUGGUGAGGGCAUUGGUACGAAGGAGGGCGGAUGUAGACUCUCUUGAUGCCAUUGGUUAUACCCCGCUCUUCUGGGCCGUGCUGCAUGAUCGCGUUUCCACGAUGAAAGUACUCCUGGCUGAAGGUGCCAAUGUGAACGUUUGAUCACCAAAUUCAACGACCGUUCUGCAUUUGGCCUCGAAGAAGGCGGCCGUCAUCCCGGCGCUCAUAGAGGCCGGCGCCGACAUCGAAGCUCGGUUGUGCCAUGGACAAACGCCUCUCCAUGAAGC
Molecule: messenger RNA, 1067 nt
Organism: Ectocarpus sp. CCAP 1310/34
Lineage: Eukaryota; Phaeophyceae; Ectocarpales; Ectocarpaceae
Source: the annotation of a GenBank genome assembly